Molecule: messenger RNA, 1237 nt
Organism: Indicator indicator
Lineage: Eukaryota; Metazoa; Chordata; Aves; Piciformes; Indicatoridae
Gene: DTWD2
Product: DTW domain containing 2
Exons: 8
Coding region: 1-1206 (401 amino acids)
Source: RefSeq, a predicted model, not a curated record
AUGGGGACGGUCACUCAUGUUUCUGUCUGCUCCACCUGCAGACAGAAGGUUAUUGUCAGCUCUGUCUGCAGGUGUCUGCAGUUCUGUCUGCUCCUGGUGAACACACCGGGGGGGUCAGAACCUCUGCUAACUUCCUUAGUUUCUGAUGAAGAGGAAGAGAAUGAGGACGAGGUGAAGGAAGUAGAGAAGGAGGUGGUAGACAGGAAGUAUUGUGAGUGUGGGACCCCCAGACAAGAAAUACUUAGAAAUGGAAGAGCUUGGCCAAGGGGCUCUCCGCGCCCCGAUUGGGCGAAAUCCCGCGAAGGGGCGGGGGUGCCUCACGUGAGUGAGGACGACGGUCUCUACGGCCUGUCGGCGCCCCCUGGGGGCUGCUUGGCAGCUCUCGCCAUCUCCUGCUGCGCUGGCAUGGAGCGGAGCUCUGCAGCGGCCGGCAGCGGUGCGGCCCUGGACUCGGAGGACGAGAGCUGCGGGGGUCUGUGGGAUCUGCCCGUGGAGUGCAGCGAGAGGCGACCGGAGUGCGCGCGCUGCAGCCGUCCUCAGAAGGUGUGUUUGUGUCCAUUCCUGCCAAUACAUCCGCUCAAGGUCUCCACCUGCUUGUAUAUAAUUCAGCAUCCAGCAGAGGAAAGCCGAGUGUUGAGGACGGUACCUUUGCUGGCAGCCUGUCUCCCUCCAGACAAGUGUAAAAUUUUGGUCGGUCGACGUUUUAGUGAAGAUAGGUAUCCCGAAUUAGCAACUGUGUGCAGAAACCCCAGUACACUAAUUUUGUAUCCUGGAGCUGAAGCAAGUAACUUGGAAGAAGUUACUGUGAUAUCUUCUAGUCCAUCUUUUAUCAUCAUCAUCGAUGGAACAUGGAGUCAGGCUAAAGAUAUAUUUUACAAAAAUUCUCUCUUCCGGCUUCCCAAGCAGGUGCAGUUGAAAACCAACAUUUCAAGUCACUAUGUCAUUCGUACACAGCCAACAAACAGCUGUCUGUCUACACUCGAAUGUGCAGCUGCUGCUCUUUCUAUCAUGGAGAAAAAUAAGAGUAUACAAGAGACUAUACUCCGUCCACUUCAAGCUUUAUGCUCUUUCCAGCUCCAGCAUGGUGCCCAGAUACAUCACAGCAAGGAGCAUCUCCUCAAAAAUGGCUUAUAUGACAAGCCAAUGCCAAAGAAUAAGCGCAAACUGCGAAGAAUGGAGCUUUUGGUGAAUAAUGUUAAAAUAUAAGAAAACUGUACUGACAGUACAGUGGGAUUUA